This is a messenger RNA of Leptidea sinapis, 9390 nucleotides long. It is a transcript of the gene dysc, whose product is annotated as whirlin. Gene Ontology annotation, molecular function: protein binding. The coding region runs from base 228 to 2480 and encodes 750 amino acids. The transcript is spliced from 16 exons. The record is from RefSeq and is a predicted model, not a curated record. NCBI's taxonomy places the organism in Eukaryota, Metazoa, Arthropoda, Insecta, Lepidoptera, Pieridae. Gene Ontology annotation, cellular component: stereocilia ankle link complex; plasma membrane; stereocilium tip.
CUCACUCGUUCCCAACUCUACUCUCACAAUAACAACACGCGUGGAACCACCGUCCGGGUUCACUCUGUUGUAUUCAGUGCCGGGGCCGCGAAGUGCUCUAAUAUUAUUGCACAAACCAACCGAAAAGUUAUGUGACCGAAUCCCCCUGAAGCGCAUUCACAGUUAGCAUGGGGCGUUAUCCGAAAGCGCGCAAAAUGAAAUAGUAAGAGUGUGGGGUUGCCCCCGGCAUGAGGUCGGGGGAAGGCGAGGGCUCGGAGCUGACGGAGUUCGGAGCGCGGUGGCCCCCGCCCUACUCGCAGGGCUACGGCUGGCGCUCCGCCACGCCGCAGCACCCGCCCUCGCACCACCUGGCGAGGCAUUCUCGCUCGCAGCAGGACAACCGGCACACCAGCUACGAGGCGGAGGAUGCUCGCUCGCGGGCGCGGGGAGGGGUGUACUACUCCCCCCCCGGGACCUCGUACACCAUUGUGGAGCGGCCGGCCUCCUCCCACGGCCAUCAUCCAUCUUACUCACAUCAUUACUCCGCAAAACUCUCCAGAACACCAUAUGUCGGCUCCUCUACAUUAGCGAACAGCGCAGUAGGAGCAACAAGCUUGCGGAACAGCACAAACCACUUAAGCGCGAGCAAUGGCAAGAAGAGGCCGAUAUCGCCGGAGCAAGUACUGCGACUGUUCGGACAGGGAGGGGCCGCUGCCCUGGGCAAGGCACUGCCUCCGUCACAUCCGCCGCCUGCCCUGCCCGCUCCCAUCACCACCAGGAGACACUCCCCAGCUAGCAGUCCCAGCAGCACUACCCAUCAUGCGAUAUACCGUGGCGCGGAGAGAGAGAGGCCGUAUUCCUCGGGAGGGGCGCCGGCGCAGGUGGACCCACCUACGAGGACCGUCACCAUGAGCCGGGACCCCGCAGACUCACACGGAUUCGGAAUAUGCGUUAAAGGAGGUAAAGAUGCAGGUGUGGGUGUAUAUAUAUCCAGAGUGGAGGAGGGGUCAGUUGCAGAGCGAGCAGGACUUCGACCCGGGGAUUCUAUCGUACAAGUCAAUGGUACCCCUUUUUCUGGGAUAUCGCACGAAGAUGCUUUGAAGAUGCUGAAAUCAUGUCGGCAACUGACCAUGGUUGUGAGAACAGCUGGAGCCCUGGUGAGCCGUGCCUCCUGCUCCUGGAUGGACAGAUACGGAAGACCAGCGUCACCUCCGCCGCUACGACCUCCGCGAUCCUCUAGCAAGGACAGAUCAAUACGAAGGGUGGAUCUGUGCAUUGAGCCUGGUCAGUCUUUGGGUCUGAUGAUAAGAGGAGGCUUGGAGUACAACUUGGGCAUUUACAUCACCGGUGUUGACAAGGAUUCCGUAGCAGACAGAGCAGGACUAAUGGUCGGUGAUCAAAUAUUAGAGGUGAAUGGCCAGUCGUUCGUGGAUGUGACUCACGAUGAGGCUGUGGGGCAACUGAAGUACCACAAGAGGAUGUCGCUGCUGGUCAGAGAUGUGGGGAAGGUUCCUCACGCCUGCACGGCAUAUGGUGACCGGGAAUCAGCACCGAGGAUAAGCGGUUGGGGUCGACGAAGAGGCGCUGCAUCAGUGGCCGUCGAGCAGAAAGCCAAGUCACUGCUGCCACAGAGUGAUCUGCCGGCGAUCGCGUAUUACAUGGAGGAGUAUGCCUCUAGAAGACUCACUGUGGACUCGUUCCUAACCGUGCUGAAAGAAAUACUCGACACACAGCAUAAGCUGACCUUGUUGAUUGAAGUUCGUGAGUUCGUUCUGCCAGAAGACAGGCCGCGCUUUGAUGAGCUGGUGUACAGGCGAGAAGAAGCGCAACCACCGCAGGAUUUACAUUUAAAGCGUGGCGGCGACCGACAUAUGCUGCCUCCCACAGCCAUGCACGACAUCCAUGAUCCGGAAUACGAGGAGGAGGGUCGGUCGAGGCGGCACUCCUCACCAUGUAACUCAAGAGAAGGAAGUACCACGGCCUUGCAUAUGCAGCAUUACGAUGACACUGAACUUGCACAUAAGCUGUCGAGAAGCUUCGAUAUGAAAGAAGAAGGCGGUGCGUUGUUAGAAGACAGAGGUGGCAUCAGAAGACAUCAAUCUAUGCAGAGGUUGCAACACGGAGAACAAGCAAUGGAUGAGAAUCGGACUGCGAGGGUAGUACCAGAUCAUCAUGGCAAUUUGCACAUUAGUGUGAAAAAGACGAAACCAAUACUUGGUAUUGCAAUAGAAGGAGGUGCAAACACUAAACAUCCGUUGCCCAGAAUUAUUAAUAUUCAUGAGCACGGAUCAGCAUUUGAGGCGGGAGGACUGGAGGUUGGUCAGUUGAUACUUGCGGUGGAUGGGCAGCGCGUUGAAGGGCUGCAACACCAAGAAGUCGCGAGGCUUAUUGCAGAGUCAUUCGCGCAAAGAGAUAAACCAGAAAUUGAAUUCUUAGUCGUGGAGGCGAAAAAGUCCAAUUUAGAACCGAAGCCGACCGCGCUGAUCUUUUUGGAGGCCUAACAUCUACUGUCCCUCCCCGCCAGCGACCCUCCGGCCGCGUCGGGCAACGCGACCUUGGGGGUCGACCUCACCGCUCUCAUCACGGAAUAGCCAACUCCAACCUGCGCUGUCACAUGCUCUUCUAAACGCUACGCUAAAGAUAACGCCUGACAUAUGUUACAGAGCAAUAUGUUCACAAUGAAACAUUGCUAUGCAGUAUGACAGGCGUCGAGCGUCAAACGUUAGCUCUACAAAAUCUGACGUUGCAACGGACUGUUAUGAGAAUAUCUCACGCAGGUAUAAGACAAGGCAAUCUAAAUGGCACAAGGGAGGCGAUUGUGUUGAUAAAAUAUAUAAAUGAUAUUGAAUAAAAUCUCCCAACUUUCUAGGGAUUAUGGGUAGGCUGAAAAUAAAAUGCUAAAUUUUUGAAACUGUUUUCUAGAUAUUAGAAAUUACAAAUUUAAACGUAGGUGGUGACUGAAUUUUAUAAAAAAAAGAAUAUACUUCUUUUGUUGAAAAGAUAUAAAGUAUCAUGUUUAAAUACUCAUAAAGUCACGCUAAAUUAUCACACGCCUCGACACACGAGAUUGUAGAAAUUAUUAAGAGACGGUCGUAUAGAACUUAGAUUGCAUAGAUUGGUAUUGGUGCUUAAAACAAGUUAUAAAUCAUUCGAUAACAGUUAUGACAUUCGAUUAACGAGAGAACACACAUUUAAAUAAAAUAUCCUUUAACGGGUACAAACUCUUGUAACUACAACUGAAUUUUAUCACUUACUAUUUAUUUUUCCCCGCUAACGCAAAACUUACAGCGGUGUUAUUCUCGUAAUUUUAAAAUCAUUGACGUUAAGGUCCGAUCUUAUUCACGGUUUACUCUAGACUAAUAUUCUCCUAUAAUUUCCCUGGAACUGAAUCGGAGCAGCGCGUCACAGUUGAACGACAAGCGUGCACGAAGUUCCCAAUAUUGUUCUACCAAAUACAAAAUAUUUCUACUUCUAUUAAAGGGGUUAUCUAUGAUCUAUUAUAUUAUGAUGUUUUAAGUUGUCAACUCAACCAAACGUCAAAAUUUUAUAGAACACUGACCUUCACUAUUUACCACUGGACUGCGGCUGUCAAAGUGCUAUUGUGUCUGUUUGAUAUUCGCCAUUUUGGCGCUGAUGGCCAUAACGAGAGUCUGUGGUACUAAAACAUCGAUAGACGAUAGGAAAACUAUUUACAAAAAAAAAUUGUAAGUACAUUAUCACGUAGAUUCCUGAAUUAUAAUUAACUAGGAAAACGACCGAAAUUAAUUCAAAAUGCAAUAAUAAUUUAGAUUACUGUACGUUUUUCUGGCAGCCAUUUGUAUUAUAUAUCAAAAUUAGUUCUCUGGACGCUCGCGAGUGGCGCUUCAAAUAGGCACAAAUAUAAUAAUAAAAGCCUUUAUUCACUGACCAUGCAUUUGAACUUAUAUACUACUUAUUAAACAUUUCUUAAAUCUAUUAAAAAGUAAAAUUAAAUAAAAUUAUGUUAAUGUAAAGCAACCACUUUAUUGGUCAGGUUGUCUUUCGACAUAGGCCUCCCCCAGUUUCUGCCACUUAUCUCUAUCUCGCGCUAACCUUCUCCAUCCUGUUGGUAAAGGCACAAAUAAUUUGCUGUCAAACAUAUGGAACAGCCUGUCCAGUGAUAUAUAUACAUGUCAGUGAUUAAGCAUCUUACAACAAUUGACAUGCGAUCCUGUUACGAGAAUACGCAUCAUACGAUUUCCCUAAAUCGGAACGUAACUUCAUCACAUUCGGAACUGAACUGCCAAUUUGUGUUACAAGAAUACCAAAUUUAACUUUUAGCAUAUGGUCGCUUCGAUCAUAUUCUCAAGUUGUUACGAGAGCAGGGCUACAGACAUUUCUUGAACUGCCGAAAUCAUAAUAAUGUUAAAAUUCAGUUUUAACGUUUCAAAGUGUAUUUUAUUUAAAUAUUUCAAUAUCGAACAUAAUUACGCGAUUGCUUUUGUAGUAAAACAUCUCACGUUGGUUUAGAGCUUGCAUUUCCAUUUCUGGGAUCAUGAAAUCAUCAACGUCAUCCAUGUGCCAUCAGCGUUGCAUCCAGAUAAUACGCGGGUCAUCUCAUCUCAGCUCGUUGUAUCGACGGUAGAAUUAGACCAUAGAGCAUCUUCAUGUCAGCAUAGAGCAGAGCUUGCAGCAUAAGCGCAGCACUAAGCAAAUAUUAUGAAUAGAAAGAGAAUUUUUUCAACUUGCUAUCGAGUAUCAAGUAGCAACGUACAUAGUUUGCUUAGGAGAGCGAUAUGUUUGCGGCAUGUCAUUCCAUAUGGUAGGAAAUCGGUGAGUUUAGAAGUUAUGGCGGAGAGGGACUUAGCCCACUCAAAUUUUUUAUAUAGUUAUAUACUCGUGUAGUUAAUAAUGCGUGUAAACUAAAUAAUUUUAUGUUACACUUAUGUCAAACACUCGCUGCUCGCGAUGGUAUCAAUCAUCGAUGCGCUAUGAACAGAAUUUAUUGAUUAUUAUUCUUGAAAUCGAUUACGGCUAUCGAUGUAAUGAAAAUCGACGUGGGCAAAGAGUUUUUGACAUUAUGUUUAGUUGUUAGUUGGAAUUAUAUCCUCGUUGUCGAUGUCAAUCUCUGUGAGCUUAUAUUUAGUUCGUUAUUUCCAUAUCGGAGUAAUAUUCCGCUUGUAUUCAUGCUUAAGUAAUGUAACUUAGAAUUGUGUUACGUGAAAAUAAGUUUUAUAAUAUGAUGGCACAUUUUGUCACAGCUUGAAAAUAAUUUAUCUGAAACAGAAGUCGUGAUAAAAUAUACAUGAACAAAUAAUAUUUCAAUAAAUUGCUGAUGUCAUUUCAUCUGUUAAGUUAUUAUCUUAAGUAGUUUAGUUCAUCCUUGCUAAAGCUUAUACAUACUUAAAUAAGUCAGCUACUUAAUAUAUUUAUAAAUACAACAACUUAGAUGUUAAAAUAUGUUUAUAUAAUUACUAUAACUUAGAUAUAUGUAUUGUACUCAAGUUUUUUCCUAGUGUAAAUAAAACAGUUUGAUAUUUUGUGAACUGUAAAUAUAUUAAUGUAAAAUACAAAAUAUAACUUCAUGUUAGUGCCAAAAGCAAUAUAGACCGAAAUGUACAGAUUCUCAAAACCAUAGAAGUCUAAAUAAGAAGGUUCUUUAGAUUUCUAUGGUAAAAAACCAAUUGUAUCUAUGAAAUGACACUAUUUUAACUCAACCAAAAGAUUUUUUGACUUAUUUUUAAACAGGGAUACAAUCUAUUCGAAGAUUUUCUUUAUAUAGAUUACGCAUUAGCUUAAAAUACAUAUUUAUCAGAGUAACUACGAAAAAAUUUUUAACAACUUGCAAUUAGGAAUUUGUAAAAUAGUCUCAUUUCAUAAAUUACAGUAACCUCUAUAACUUACAGUAAUCUAUAAAACAACUUAUCAACUGUUGUCAGCAUUAACUGCGAUAUCUCAAAAUAAGCUUUCAUUAUCUUAAUAUAUAUAUAAAUUACGUGACACGUUGUAUGUCCGCGAUGGACUCCUAAACUAAUGAACGGAUUUAAAUAUGGAUUACUUCAUAGAGUGUAUCUCAGUCCAACUUGAGCGAUAGGAUAGUUUUGUUUUCUAUUUGGGACCCAUAAUUAUUUUUAUUUCCAAUAUUUGUUUUGUAUGGACAUAUUUUCCAUGAGAGAAUUUAUUGACACGCGGUGUGACAGUUCUGCUGAGAAACAAUUUCAUUAUAACAGCAGGGAGCAUAUUUUACGAAAUAAUUCUUGAAGUUAUUAAUAUUAUUGUAUAGUUCAUUAUGUACAGAACAACGUCUGUCGCGUCUACUAGUAUUUAUAUAUAUUAUCUAUUUAAUUAGAAUUUGAUAAAACAAUUGUGUUAUAUAUAAUUUACUGUGAAGAUGCAAUAUUCAGCUGUUAAUUUAAUAUUGCAAUAGUGUUAUUAAAACUUCAUUUUUUAAUCUGAAUAAUGUAAAAAUAUUAAUAAUUAUAAGUAUUUAUAUGAAUAUAUCUAAAUUAUAAAUACGCUGUUAGGACAUUGUCAUAUAACAUUAUUUUAUGCUGUUUGUGCUUAAGUAGGUACAUAUAAGUUAAAUUUGUGACGGCUAAAGUACUAAGUUACCAUCUAAUUAAAAUCAUGGAUCACGCAAGGAGGUAACGAGAAUUGGCCGGGAGGUAAUAUAGCCAAGCCAGCCGAUACAUAUUAAGAAGUUUACUGAAAUGGCAGAAAUAUAUAUCUUAUUACAAAUACAUUGUGAAAAUAAGGAAUUGUUUGUAGUUUGUGAAAAGACACAGUUAAAAGACAAACCGUGUUUUUUUUUUUUUUAAUUUAUGGUUUUGUAAUAAUAGUGUUUCAUACCAGUAUGUGAGGCUCUUACGAUUAUUACAUAGUCUAGAAACUUCUCGACCUAUUCUAAAUAUUUGUUACCAAUUAUCAAUAAUUAGUUUAUUAUGCGUUGGAGUCAAUUUGUGUAUAUUUUAUUCUGAAAAAUAUUUUAAAAAUUAGUUAUAAUUUAACUACAUUUUCCUUAUAUUAUAAGUACCUAGUACUAUAGAAACAAAGUCUGUUAAUAUUCGAGCAAUUUUCGUACAUUUCAAACAAAAUUUGUUCAACUUAGAUUUAUUAAUAUUAUAUUGUAAGUCUUACGUUAUUUCAUAUUUGUGAAUAGAGUCAAUUCAUUCGAGAAAGCAAUCAUUAAUAUUAUAUUUUAGUAUUUUAAUGUAGUAUAAGUUUACUUGUUUAAAUGAUAAUACUUAAAUUUUAUAAAAUAAAAUUAGUUUAAUUGCUUUUUAUUAACCGACGAUGUGAAAUAUUAAAAAUUUGUUAAACAUUAUGAUCUCACAAUGUUUUAUAGCCAAGACAUUGGUAAUCAAAUUAAAAAAAAAAAACACAUAAUAGUCUUCAAGUAUUUACUCCAUAAAACUGGCUUUUCCUAAAAAGGCUACUAAGGUCAAUUAUCUAAUUAAUUUGCCUCCGUUGCUCAAAAACGGCUUUGUAUCACUCAAAAUUGUGUUUGGCACCUUAUAUAUCGAGACCGACUUAUAGAUCAUACCGAUAUUACUAUAAUUUAUUUAUGUACAAACAAAUAAUAACUUAUUUAUUCUAUCGUUGUGGUUGCUAUAUUAGGAAAUCUGUGUGAAUAGACUUUUACAAUAAAAAUUGUCAUAAAAGUAAGUCAACUGCACAAUACAAUGAUGCGAAGCUGCCUUUACAGUUGUGCUUAAUUAUAAAAUAAUACUGAAUUAAAUUAAUGUUUAAACAAUGCAGUGUAAUAAUAUAAUCAAAGUGACUCGUCAAAGUUAACUAGAUAAGCCCAUUGACGAACGAAAGACUAUCGGGUCUCAAGUUGACAUGUCAUUAAUACCUUCUAGUACGUGUUAAGACGUUUUGAUAAGAUUAACGGCCGUUCCCAAUAUUUAGUCUAUCUCUUAAUUGAGAUAAAAAUCAUAACUAUCGUUGAGUUUUCUCUCCCAAUAAAGUUAUCGACGGUAACCUUGUCCGUACACGCUGUCUGUCAAUGGGACGACGUAUAGCUUACCAGCGAUAGAAGUUUGUAUGGAAAUUGCAAUUCACGCGUCCCAAUAUAAGGCGAUAAGAAUGACUUAUCGGGUAUAUUGGGACAGCUUAAGAUUAUUGACAGCUAAUUACUGACAGUAGAAGGUGGUAAUUUAUAUCUAUCUAUAGAUAGUAUAUUGGGAACAGCCGUAAGACAUAUAUAAUAUAUCUUCCUUACAUAAACUGAGCCAACUGCUCUCUACGGAACAUUCCCAUAAAAACCUAAUAGUUAACCAUACAAAUGUCAAACACUGCUUGCCUGCGAAGGCGUAGAUAUUGUCGCACCGCUGUUGUAUGCAUACUCAUUUAUUUUAUUUCUUUGGGAUAACAAAACAGUUUCCAGAAUACAUUUUACAAUUGCGAUGUACAGUAUUAAAUUAAUUUCUAGUGAAAACAAAUCCCAUUGACCCACGAAGUGAUUUUAUAGUGUUACUAGAUAUAAUACAUCGAUGAAAAAGAAAGAUUAACAACUAUUAAAGUUAUACAUACAUUAAGAAGUAAAAAAUACAAUAUUUUUCAGUACAACGAGAAUAAAACAAAAUACAAUGUUUUUAUGCCAUAAUUAUUAUCAUUUAUAGUCGUAUAUUAUUGAAAUACAUUAAAACAGAGAGAAUAAAUGAGAGUUAACAUGAAAAUAAAAAUACAAAAAACGUUUUAUCUUAAGAUUUUAUUCACGUGCUUUUUAAAUUGUAUUUUUUAAUAUUUUGAUAGAGUAACCUGUCUGUCUGUUACCUUAUACGGUUCCUGUCAGGACUACAGGUUAUAAAAUAUAAAACACCAGUAUAAUUCCGCAAAUAAUUUAUUACACAUUAAAGAUGUCUGUAAGCAUGAAUAUGAUUACACACACUCUCACAUCGCAGUUGCAUCACUUGUUGUAUCGUUCUCCGCGAACGUUCAAUCAAGGAUUACUCUCGAAAUAUGCCGAACAAUGUAAUAAAGAAUAAAAAAUCAUCUAGAAAUAAUUAACAAGUAAACAGGUUGUUUAUGUAUCAGCAAGUUAUAUAAUACUCGACUUUAACCGCCGAGAAAUAAGGUCGAGAUUACGUUGAUAGGAUAUCUAUGGAAAGAUGACACGCGGCAAGAUUUCUAGUUAACUUUGGCAUGUCAUUAGAUUUAAACUGUUAUUCCUACAUUACACAAACCCCCUUUUUAUAUACGCUGUUGUUUAUCAUCUUCCUUGUUUUUUAACUAUUCUAUACCGUCCAUUUAUGUUUCUUAUACCUGAAUAAAGCCUGAAGAAUGGAAUAAUUGUUGAGACAGAUAAGUGACGUAUCCUUGUUCGUUGGAUUUGGUAAUGCUACACAAAAUGUACGCUCCACGCUGAUUUAAUUUAAUAAUUAAAAUAUGUUCUUGCUCGUUGUUAAGUUUGCCGUUGAUGACAAAAUAUAUUGUUAACUAGAUACAUAA